GCAGCACAAAAGGUAGUGUCCUCCCUCUUGUUGAUGUGGCCAUGUAGUUUUUUGCACCAUUGUUUUCAUCCUAUGCAGCUGGAGACACACAUGCUCUCUCCUGCAAUCAAAUACAUAUCAGGCCCAUGGCACAAGCCUUCAUCUUUCUGCUUCUCUUGCUGGACAUGAUGCUUGUGGCUGCAUCUUUCAAAAUCUGUGCUUUCAACAUACGAAGCUUUGGACAAGCCAAGGCAGCCAACCAGAAGGUGAUGAGAGCUCUUGUCCAGAUCCUGUCUCGUUGUGAUAUCUCUGCUGUGCAAGAAGUGCGUGACUCCAAGGGACUGGCUAUUCAGAUGCUACUGCGGAAGCUCAAUAGGUAUGAUCCUUCUCAUCGCUACACCUGCCUAGAAAGCAAGAGACUUGGACGAAGCAGCUACAAGGAGCAGAAUGUCUUUGUGUAUCGUCGGGAUGCUGUGUCAGUAAUGGCUCAAUGUCAAGUUGGAGAUGAGGAUGCCAGAGAUUUUGCUAGGGGACCCUUUGCUGUGCGUUUCCAUUCCCCAUACACAGUUGCUUCAGACUUUGUGCUACUCUUGCACCAUACCUGUCCUCGGGAAGCUGCCCAUGAGCUUGACCUGCUAUUUGAAGUUUGCAUGGAACUAAUGCACUGGUGGAAAACGGAGAAUGUGAUGGUGCUGGGAGACCUGAAUGCAGGUGGUGCCUAUAUCCCAAUGAACGCAUGGGCCAGGAUCCGCCUGCGCAAUCAUCCUGCCUUCCAUUGGCUUAUCAGUGACCAAGAAGAUACCACUGUCAGCCACCGCACUUGCUGUUCUUAUGACAGAAUCAUAGUUCAUGGAGAAGAAUUACUUUCUGCUGUUGUGCCCGGAUCAGCAAAGGCGUACAAUUUCACAAAGGAACUUGGAUUGUGUGAAGAAGAGGCCUUAGAAAUCAGCGAUCACUAUCCUGUGGAGGUGAAGCUGAAGCUUGCUCCAAAGACCCAGCAGGAACUCUAGUUGUCCACUGGCCUAUUAUAUAAAGUGAAGGGAAAUGAGGGAAGAACAACAGGUUUACCACAAGUAUGUAUCAAGGCACUGGCAGCAGAAUAGGCUUUUGUGGUCCUAAAGAAGUGUGCUGGAAGUUUAUUACCUAUAUUUGAGACUGAAUAAAAAGGUUUGAAUGUUUAUUUGAUAAACAUUCAGCUGUCUGAAACCCUCUAAGUUAAAAUGCUACUGCCAAUCUUAAGAUAAUAGGCUUAAUGUGCAAUUAAGAUGUUACUUAACAAGAAGUUUUAAAAACUCCACAAAAUUCAAUGUAUUGCUUUACAUUAAACAGUGAGCAGUUUUUUAGCCAAUGUUGAGCUAAAAUGAAAUUAUUUUGUGAUUCAGAACUCAAGACAUUCUAUGAAGUAGGAUUAAAUUAUAAGUUGCUUGACAGCUGCUAUGUUGUGUGAAUAUAGGUGUCUCAUUAGUUUAGACUUAGGAUGCUGUACAAACCAAACCAUCACAUCAGUUUUUAAUUCAUAUCCUGUGUGAAAUCAGCCAUUUUGGCUUAGAAUAGGAUUCAUGGUAUACCAUGUUGUGUGAACACACCAUUGUACCCAAUAAACUGUGGUAAAGAGAACUAUGGCUUAAGUCUAAUUUGUGGUCUAGUUAACAUAUUGAUUUAAAGGGGAGCAUUUUAAGUAGCUUUUUCUGUCCAAGUAACAGGGGAGACAGAUCAAAUACUUUCUAAUAGCAGAGAUGUCAUAUUCUUACAUGACUUCUUGCCCUUCAUGUUAGGAUAUGAACAGGAAGUAACUUAAAAUUUGGAGCUCAUGAGCCAUUUUUUACCAUUUACGUUUUUUUCAGUUUGUCAACCUUGUUUUUAAAUUGUCUCUAUUUCACUUAAACAGUGUUGGUCCCAGAAUGCUUUGCUAUCCUCAGUACAGAACAAUUUCCUGAUAGUCUUGUCUCGUGCAGUGCUUCUCAACCUUAGUAACUUUUCAGUCGAUAGCUGGCUGGGGAAUUCUGGGAGUUGAAGUCCAUACAUCUUAAAAUUGCUGAGGUAGAGACACACGGGCCUAUUGAUUAAGGCACCAGAAUAGAAACCAGGAAAGUUUGACUUCUAGUCUCACCUUAGGCAUGAUUUUGGAUCAGUUAUUUUCUCAACACCUAGCCUCACCUCACUUUGUUAUGGGGGAAAUAGGAGAAUAUUAGUUAUAUCCACUUUUGAGUUAUUUAUAAAAAUAAAGGUGGGAUAAAAUCUAUUAUCUCAAGAUAAUAGGCAACAGACCUGCUUGGCUCCAGCAACAUAAUUCUCCCUCAACUAUGACAGAGAAAGAACAAAUGCAACUGGCAAGUGCUUAUUCUGAGUUCAGUCUUAGCAGCACCUGGCUGACCUCAACUGAAGCUAAGCGGGAAUGACAAAGUAUGACUUGGAAAUUCCAAAACUGCUGGCAGGACUACAUUGUCCAUCCAACAGUUAAGUUCUGUAAUAUUUCAGUCUAAAGGCAGUUAUCCAAAUCUUGGGAUGAUCAAAUAUGCAAUUGACUCUUAAUUGGCUCUCACUGUAGAACUUGAAUGUAUUUUAGCUUGUAUGAAAAUUAGAAAGCCCUCAUGGGACUUUAAUAGUAAUUAAAUGUCCACAUCUGAGUCUUCUCACACUUCUGCCAAAGAACUACUAUAUUACCGAAGACUAAAGUAGCUUUUUCAGUCUGGAGAUUUAAAAUACUUAAAACACAUUUUAAUAGCUCAGUGCCGGUAGCUAUGUAUUCAACUACUAGUUCUUGGAGCUAAGUAACUUCUAAUUUAUCCUGUUGUUCAGCUAAGUCAUGUCUGACUUUUCAUGACUCCAUGGACCAGGGCCCGCCGGCCCACCCCCGUCCUCUACUGCCCCUUGGAGUUUGCCCAAAUUCAUGGUCAUUGAUGACAUUAUCUAACUAUCUCAUCCUCUGCUGUCCCCUUCUCCUUGGCCCUUCAAUCUUUUCCAACAUCAAGGUCUUUUCCAAUGAGUCCUUUCUUUUCAUUAGGUGCCAAAAUAUUUGAGCUUCAGCUUCAGCAUCUGUCUGUUCUUCCAAAGUACAGACUGGGUUGAUUUUCUUUAGGAUCGACCAAUUUGAUUUCCUUACAGUCCAAGGGAUUCUGUCUUUUCCAGCACAAUUCUUCAGAGUUCAGCCUUCUUUAUGGUCCAACUCCUACAGCCAUUCAUUACUACUGGGAAAACCAUAACCUUGACUAUAUGGACAUUUGUUUGCAUAUAAAAAAGGAGAGAGAUAAACGUGCUGUCAAAAUUUGCCAUAGCAUUCUUCCCAAGGGGCUGUCAGCUUGUCCCAACUUAGAUAUUUAGCAAAGAAAAACCCUCAGCUCCAUUCUUUGAAGUGAAAAGUUCUUUUACUUUUAUAGGCCUGACAGGGACGUCUUUUAAUUUCAUGAUUGCAGUGAUCUUG
Messenger RNA from Crotalus tigris (Tiger rattlesnake), 3400 nucleotides. Its product is annotated as deoxyribonuclease gamma-like. Gene Ontology annotation, cellular component: nucleus. The coding region runs from base 126 to 989 and encodes 287 amino acids. Gene Ontology annotation, biological process: DNA catabolic process. NCBI's taxonomy places the organism in Eukaryota, Metazoa, Chordata, Lepidosauria, Squamata, Viperidae. The transcript has 9 exons. The record is from RefSeq and is a predicted model, not a curated record. Gene Ontology annotation, molecular function: DNA nuclease activity.